This is a messenger RNA of Pseudo-nitzschia multistriata, 1683 nucleotides long. The record is from the annotation of a GenBank genome assembly. NCBI's taxonomy places the organism in Eukaryota, Bacillariophyta, Bacillariophyceae, Bacillariales, Bacillariaceae.
GACCGUCUCCGUGGGAAAGUGGAGACAAUCGACAAUCGACAAUCGACAACCCUAUCCAGUACAACUGUGUAUCACGUCCUCUCCAAUAAUCCUACCGGUACGAGUACACACUUCGAAAAUCCAAAAUCUCCUGCAAUCAGACAGCAGAACAGACACGAAAACAUGUUUUCCUCCCGAUCCAUCCUACUCCUCAUUGCUUUGGUCGUCGCCGUUUCGGCUGGCACAAGCAAAGAAGGCCUUGAGUUCCUCGCGAAGAAAGCUACCGAGGAAGGGUAAGUCAAUCUUUCGCGUCUCGUUGAAAUCGGUUGGAACCAAGACUGAGGCGUAAAAUGGACACUUUCAUAGCGGACAAACAAUAUGCUACUGUACUUACGAUUGAUGUGUUUUGCACCGUUUUUUGUGUUGCAUGAAUUGCAUUCUUUUUGCAACUGCAGAGUCGUCAAACUUGAAUCGGGUUUGAUGUACAAAGGUACGAGUUGAAAAUGAAGUGGUAGAAUUAAAUCUGACGACGAAAAAUUUUGACUUCAUUUCUCAACAAUUGCUCUUUCGCAUCGAUUAAUUUAGAAAUCUCUCCUGGAAAUAAUUCUGGCAAAAAAGCGAAGGUCAAUACCCCAUGCGAGUGCCACUACGCCGGAACCUUGAUUGAUGGAACAGAGGUAAUUAUAGAAAGAUGCUGUUUGUUACACCCUCAUUCCGAAUUGAACUCCCUCGAGAACAACUCUGACCGAUUCGUUUCGUUGUGCUUUUGCAACCGUUAGUUUGACUCGAGUUACAAGAGAGGACAGGUAAUUUUAUAUGAUAUGAAAUCAUUUGAGACGAAUUGGUUAGCAUCGAUUUGAAUGUGAGUGUUACAGUGAGGAUUGGUCGUCUCAUUGAUAUGUUUGUUUCGCAUCCUGGAUUUUUGCCCUCGUCCUUUUCUUCGAUUUUGAAAUUUUCAGCCUUUGACGUUUGCCCCAAACCAAGUGAUUAAGGUACGUCCAUUGUGAAUAAAGUUUGCGAAUUUCUUUCCGUUGUUUUCUAUCAUUACUAAAGCUUAAAUUGGUAUCCAAUCUGUUUUCUACUUUUUAACAAGGGUUGGACCGAGGCCUUGCAGAUCAUGGAUGAGGGAGCCAAGGUGUGUUUGAUAAUAUCUGUUUCGUGAUACUUUGAUGAAGAGAUUCCGCUAGACGGUUCGAAAUGAAACUCAUACUUUUUAAUUGUUUGGUCUUAUCAGUGGGAACUUUACAUUCCUUCGGAACUUGGUUAUGGCGACAGAGGAGCCGGAGCGUAAGUCCUUUUUGUAUUUGCAAUGGCAGUUUUAUUUGGUUUUAUCACGGUAUGCAACGAAUGCGGCUUUGACAUUCAAGCUUAUUUUGCGUCUCAAACAUUACAAAACGCGUCUUUCACAGUUCCAUUCCAGGCGGAGCCGUUUUGGUCUUCACCCUGGAAUUGAUCGAUAUCAAGCUUUAAAGUGGUUUGUUUCCGCUGGUUAGUAGAAGGAUGUUUUUGCAUUCAACGAAGUGCGAUGCUCGAAUUUCAUGAUAAACACUUCUGUCACAGCGAACAUUCAAAGAGUUCAUUCAGUGAUCAAGAGACCUUCAUCUUCAAGAAGUUGCUUAUGUUGAAAGCCAUUGUUCUAAGUGGAUCGAGCUACAUAUAGUUUGCAUUGCUUCAAAUAAUGAAAAAUAAUUCAUUACCACCAUU